Molecule: messenger RNA, 2580 nt
Organism: Rotaria sp. Silwood2
Lineage: Eukaryota; Metazoa; Rotifera; Eurotatoria; Philodinida; Philodinidae
Source: the annotation of a GenBank genome assembly
AUGCGGAGAACAUUGACUUCAUUUCUGCUAUUGUAUUGGUUGAAUAUUGGACAGUUAUCAAUAGCUCAGAAUAUUCCAGAUACAGAAUAUGAACAGGUCAUUGCUGAACGCUACCUGUUUGGUUCAUAUGCGAAUGAAUCAACAAGUUGGCCUGUACUCAACAAUAUCAAUUAUAUUUGGCAAGCAGCAUCAUUACCACAAUACCAUUCACAAACAUCAGAAGGCGUGUGGCUUUUAUCACAGGCUCUCAAUACUAAACCAGAUCGUGAUUUAUCAUCGGGGAUGUUUCAAAUGUCUUGGAUGUCGUUGUCAGCCAACGGUACUCUGAUCCAUUUAUCAGAGAUUCCAAUACAUAACAAUAACAGUUUUCUGGUUUCAUCACAUGACGAAAUGACUGCAUCAUCUUAUUCAGCUGCUCUAAUCACACUGAUCGAUGUACAAUUUAUAUUAUGCGAUCAAAACGAUGCAACGUCUUGUAGAAUUAUAAAAAUUGUUACGUUUCCUUCUGUUCUAUCGAAGACCACAAAGAUCAAUGAUGGAUUAUUUAUAGACGAUCUUGGACAUGCCGGAUGGUUGUACAUUGCUGCUGAUACGGGUUUACAUGGAUUGGAUCUUUUAACUAUGACGGUGUAUCCUUACGUGAACUCGAUUAAUGUUUCAGUUUCUUCAUUAGCAUGGAGUUUAAAGCACCAAACAAUAUUUGCAGGCACUCAGGCGAAACUUUGGCUUCAACAAUAUGGCAUUGGAAAUGAAGGAUGGCGAUUUGAACAUAUUAAUGCAUUCAUAGACACACCGAUUACUUCUUUGGCGUAUAAUGACGGGCAAGACAAACUAUGGAUCGGACAGAAUACAGGCAUUACUCUACUUUCACCUCUUACUAUGUCCACAGGACAACUUCAUUGGUAUUUUUCAAGACUAGCAGGACAAAUUUCGAAUCCUGGAUCGGACAUUGGACAUUUACCAUUUACAAAUAUAACAGUAUUGGCUACUAGUCAUUCGAAAUCCUUUGAUAGUCGUAUAUGGUUAGGCGCCGUUCGAGGAGUAAUGCGAUUCGAUUCAAAUGCAAGCGAAUUGGAUGCUUGGCGUGUCUUCAACAGUGCUCGGUAUAUGCCUAGUCAUCAAUCACAAGUCAAUGUCUCUUCAUUAGCCGUACUUAGUCGUCCAAAUGGUGUACCAUCUGCUUUAGGUAGUGCUGCAGUCGCAGUUACAAAUCGAGGAUUAGCUGUUCUUCGUUUCGAAAUGUGGACAUUAGCACGAAAAGCAGAUCAUUUUCAAGCAUUUUUCGAUCAACCUGGUAGACAUGAUAAAUAUGACCUCGUAUCUAGUUGUGAUAUGUCAUCAUGGGGUGAUACUCGUACUUGUGUUAAAGGACCUGAUGAUAAUGAUGGUCUUUGGACAUCGACGUAUUUAGGGAGUCAAGUCUUUCGUUAUGCACUAACGCGAGAUCCGAUGGUUAAAGCACAAGCAUGGAGAAAUUUUGAGGCUUUAGAACUGCUCAAUCAAGUUUCAGGUAUUCCUGGUUAUCCUGGACGGUCAUUUGCUAAGCGAAGCGAUUUUCCUCCAGAUCCGGCUUGGCACUCAUCUCCAAUUAAUUCAACUCUUCAAUUUAAAGGUGAUACAUCAUCGGAUGAAAUUGUCGGUCAUGAAUUCGUCUAUCCACUUGUACAUGAUUUAUUAGCUGAGAAUGACGAUGAACGUCAACGUGCAUACAUACUUUCAUAUAAAAUUACAGAUCAUAUUUUGACUCAUAAUUGGUAUUUAGUCGGUGAGAAUCAUACGCAUACAACAUGGGGUAUUUGGAAUCCGAUUCAAAUAAAUAAUGAUAGUUUUUAUCAGGAAACUCGAGGUCUCAAUAGUCUACAAAUAUUAGCUUUUCUAGUACAAACGUAUGCUUAUAGUGGAGAUGAACGUUUUCUUGCUGGUGCUAAUCUUCUUGUAGAUUCCUAUCAAUAUGAUGUCAAUCUGAUUAAUGAAAAAACAAUCGCUGUAUGUGAUAAUAGUUUUUCCGAUGAUGAGCUGGCGUAUUUAUCGUACUUUACAUUAGUGCAUGGAUUUCAUACAGUUGCUUCAUCAACUGUUUUAACUCCUGAUCAGAAACAACGUGUACAAACAUUAAUUGAUCGGUUAUCUGAAUACAUAAAAAUUGGAUUAAAUCUAUCACAUAAAUACAAACAAAUGGAAAAAUCACCUUUCUAUAAUUUCAUCUAUUGCUAUGUUAGCGGGCAAGUUAAUGAAACUCGACAAUUAUUUCGAAAACAUUCUGUUUCCUCAAGUGCAUCAUCUGACUUCGAUUGUUCAUCAUUAUCAAUGGAUGGAGUUUGGUAUCUGCGACGUUGGCCAUUAGAACUUAUCAAUUGGCAACAAUUCAAUAGUGACCGGUUAGAUGUUCUAAUCAAUGUACCAGCUGCAUGUGGUUCGUCAAAAGAAUCUUUAACUCCAUUACCACCGGAUGAACGAUCUUCUCAGUUAUGGAAUUCUGGUGUCUACGAUUUAGAUGAUGGUAAUGGAUUUCAUGAAAAAUACCCUGCUAGCUAUUUACUUAGUUACUGGGGUAUGCGUUAUUUUAAUUUAUUAGGAUAA